AUGUUGCUCACAUCAUCCUUCACGUUCGCCGUCCUCCUGUGUCUAAGGUCAUGUACAGCAACUCCGUAUCUAGGAACAAGACAGACGGAUAACACAGAAUAUCACUGGGUGGAUGCCUGGACAUCAAUGCCGCAGCUAGUUGAGCCAGACAAUCUCCCACCAGCACCAUUCCGCACCAACACCGCCAUCCUCACCAACACCACCCUCCGACAAACCCUCCACCUAACACUCACCUCUGGCCUGAUCCGCAUCCAAAUCUCCAACCUCUUCGGCCGCACCCCCCUCCCCCUAACAACCAGCUCUCUCGCCCUCCCAAAAAGCGGAAAAGCCGGCGCGAAAGACAUCCUCUCUUCCCCCAUCGCAGGAUUAACAUUCAACGGCUCCUCAUCAGUAACAAUCCCGGCGGGAAGAACCGUGUAUUCAGAUCCAGUUGACUUUGCGGUUAAGGCGCAGAGUGAACUGACAAUGACUUUGUAUUUGGCCAAGGGCCAGGAGGGGAGUAGUGUUACGGGGCAUCCGGGGAGUAGGACGACGAGUUGGAUGGGGGUGGGGGAGGGGGUUAAUGCCACGGGUGUUGGUGGGGGGAGUACGAAGCAUUGGUAA
Messenger RNA from Cadophora gregata, 603 nucleotides. RefSeq lists its product as uncharacterized. The record is from RefSeq and is a predicted model, not a curated record. The transcript is spliced from 2 exons. Lineage: Eukaryota; Fungi; Ascomycota; Leotiomycetes; Helotiales; Ploettnerulaceae. Bases 1 to 603 code for a protein of 200 amino acids.